Molecule: messenger RNA, 3436 nt
Organism: Phymastichus coffea
Lineage: Eukaryota; Metazoa; Arthropoda; Insecta; Hymenoptera; Eulophidae
Product: PDZ domain-containing protein 2-like
Exons: 5
Coding region: 9-2489 (826 amino acids)
Molecular function (GO): protein binding
Source: RefSeq, a predicted model, not a curated record
GGGCCGAGAUGUUUAAACGGCUGACAAAGGCGAGGCGCCACAGCGCUGACGAGAUUGGCAGCAGCGGCGGUGUACUGCCAAGCCCGCUAAGCCUUCACGAGCCACCGGGACGCAAGAAUUCCGAGGGCCAAAUUAUCCGGGCCAAUGGGCCGGCUGCCACAUAUAUGUUCGCCACCGCGCGGUCCAAGUUGUCCAGGAAGAGCUGCGGUGAUGCCUAUGCAUUGUUGAACUCCGCCGACGACGAUUCGUCGUCCCCGACGCCGUCUGCCAACUCGAUGCAGUCUGAUACGGAUUACAGGCUGGUCACCGCCGUGCCUGCCUUCAUCGUCGAGCACGAGCCUGAGAAACACAAAGGUCUGGCGAACGUCUGGGGUUUCCGAAGAAUGAGCAAGAAAAUCGACUCGUUUCGCCGUUCGAGCUCGCGCGAGACGAUCUGCGGUACGAUCCCCGAGCACAACAACAAAGACAUCGUCGACGGCCCGGACAAGAAGGCACCACUGGAGCGGCGCUUCCUACAAAACUCCACGAGAUCGCCGUCGCCGUUCAAGUCGUUCUUUAUUCGCAUGGGUUCGACGGGCAUGCUGAACACCUCGUCGAAGAGCCGCCGAGCGUCGCAGAAUUUGGAAGAGCCGAAACGCAGCGAGGAGAAGGAGAAUCUGUUUAGGAGCUGCAGCACCAGCCAGUUGAAUACGUCGCCGACGUACGUCAAGGGCGACGACCCGUCGGAGGGUAUCGAUCUGCGGAUAACCGCGAAAAACGAGAAAACCGUGUCUUGCGACAAUCUCAGUGGCAAGCCAGCUGGCGAGGGACGAACGAGCAGCUUCGUGCCGUGCGACUUCAAGCCUGGUAGAAACGAUUUCAUGAGGAAAUCCAGUAGCUGCGACUUCAAGGAGACGAAGAAGGGCAAUUUCCCGUAUGCAUUCCUAAGGUCGAGACUGUCGGUACUGCCCGAGGAGAGAAACUACAACGGCGUGGUGAUGAAUGGGAGCAAAGAGGAUCGCCUAUUUAAGACUGCCUCGGAGGAGCACUUCCCGGCGAUGAAGAUCGAGGACACUUUCGAGGGCACCACGACGCUCGGCAGACGGAGAACGCCCAAGAGCGGCUAUCCGAGCCGAGAUUGCAACCGCUACAGACUGCAAGAUCCGUCCAGCAGGUACGCGAGAAACUCGUACUCGGAGGAGCGCUACGAGAGCAAAGAGAGCAGGUACUUUAGUCCGGUGAACUUGGCGAUGGUACAGAAUGGUUUCGAGGAAAACUGCCGGAACUCGAUAUCGUUGCCCUACCAAGGCACCACCGACCUCGACUUCGACUCCGCGAGCAACAACUCCGCGCUGCUGAGAAAUUCUCGCAGGAAUUCCAGCGGCGAGCAGAGGUUGUCGUCGCACUACGUCAGCUCGAACGAGUCGGGUUACGACAGCGACGGUCCUCGAGGCGAGUCUGGCGAGCCGUUAAAGUGUAGCACGACCGACAGCUCGGACACGAGUAGCGUCGUCGAUUCGGAGCUGGAGAAACCUAUGCGUAGCUCGACACCCAGCGAAGACGCCAAAGACGAGACUCUUGUUUGGAAUCAUCAAGCCGCAUCUGGAAGGAUAUUACCGAGUAUACAUCAGAGCACGACGACGCAGACAACGACAACGCCAAAAAGUGCAGACGCGAUACAGGCAUCGGCUCACAGGAUGAGACUGCAGCAAGAUAAGACGAGAUUCUUGACUGACAUUAUUCAGCCGCCCAAGAGGAUGCGUAGGUGUAGACUGGUGAGCUUAAGCAAGACUGAUCCGAAGGAGAGUCUAGGGAUUAGACUCGCCCAGCAGAGGCACGACGAAGUGCGAUAUGUUAUCGUGCAGCUCGAGGCUGACGGUAUUGCGCACAGGGAUGGACGACUGAGGCUGGGCGACGAGAUAGUCGAAGUCGAGGGCAAAGAUCUGCGCACGAUGAGCAGCCUUGAGGAGGUGCAAGACUUCCUUCGCUCUUGCGAAGGCACAAUGAUUUGCUUGAAAACGGCCUACGAGGAAACGGUGCCCCAAAUCUACCUUAACGAGGAUACGGCAACACAGGAUAGCAGCAAUCGGCAAACGGAUACGCCGAAAUCUCACUGCCUCGUGCAGACGACGAGCUGCCCAAAGGAAAUAGGAAAGAAGCGACCGGAUUACCUACCACUGGAAUCGACCACGACGACGAGGCACGUGGCUCGUUUCGAAAAAGGCCUUGGGAAACCGAGUCUUGGUUUCAGUGUUGUGGGCGGCCGCGACAGCCCUCGAGGUGAAAUGGGAAUCUUCGUGCGCCGAGUCUUCCCUGGUGGACAAGCUGACGUCUCUAAGACUCUCUUUCAAGGUGACGAGAUUCUAAGUUUCAACGGUAAAGUGCUGCAAGGCUGCACGCAUCGCGAGGCGAUCGAGCUGUUCAAAGCUGUUCGAGAGGGAGCCAUUGAGCUGGAACUCGCCAGAAGACACAGGUAUCAUAAAGUCCCCUUAAAAACGGCACCGUACUAAAUCGUCUAAAGUUAACUGUCAACAAAACGAAAGCAACAUACUGCCAGCUGUGCCUGCUUCACACAGAUUUAAUACAAAAUCAUCAUUUCGACGACUAUCAACAAUUCGCUGUCCACGAAUCCUUAGAUUCUAGUCUUCGUUUUUUCUUUGUCAUUGUUAGUUCUCCGAAUAUUUUUUUUCCAAUCCGUUGCCUAUUAUGUACUUUAUAUAUUUAUAUACGUUUAAUUUAUUGUUCUGUUCGACACUGCGUUCGAUGCGCCAAGCGUAUUAAUGAAUUAUAUUAGCACUGCGCGAGCGAUUUAUUAAAUGGUAUUUUAGUAUUUUAUAUAUAUAUAUAUACAAGACGUAUCGCUUUGUUGUUUGUAAAUUUGCAAUGCGAUUAAGCAUCUUUUGUAUGUUAUUUUAAAGUGCCUCUUUGGUAUAUCCGCAAAUCAUGUACUAUAUAUAUAGAUUAUUUUUUACUAUAAACAGUUAAUCGAUGUGAAUAUAGUUUAAUCCAUUCUAAUGAAACAAUAGAAAGAUUUUUUUAUAAAGUAAUAAUCAGUAUAGUCCGACAAUAAUGAAAAGAGAAUAAUUUUCGUAACUUAAGUUUAUCGUUUCACACACAUACAUACUUGCGCGCACGCACACACACGCACACACACACACAUAAACACACACACAUCUACCUAAAUCAGGCAUAAUUCAAUUUAAAUAAUAUAAUAUAUAUUUAUUUUUCAACAAUUUUACAACUUUACAAUAUUUACAUUUUAAAAAACGUAGCUUUUUUUAUUUAUUUAUAAGAAUGUACAAAUUGCAAUCGUCACGUGUCGGUCAUCAAUAAAUCAGCGCACGAUUUUGCCUUUACCGCUCUGAAACACAAGCAAAAAAGAAAAAAACGAAUUUAAUAACUGAAAACAUUCCUUCGUACAGCCUACAAUAAAAUAAAAUGUAAAAGACAUAAAGAA